Iphiclides podalirius (scarce swallowtail) is the source of this 513-nucleotide messenger RNA. NCBI's taxonomy places the organism in Eukaryota, Metazoa, Arthropoda, Insecta, Lepidoptera, Papilionidae. The record is from the annotation of a GenBank genome assembly.
AUGAUUUGGUGUCAAUGUUCACUUACGAUCGCCUACAGCAUUCUAACAUUUAUUGUAACAGGUGUCUCUUCUCUACAAUGCUACAAAUGUCUGAUCAAUCCGCCGCUCGGAGAGAACUACAACACCGCGAAGAAUCUUUGCGUUCACUUUGACUAUUCCGAUUCGUACAUAGUCGAGUGCCCCUACUCCACGAUGUGCAUGAAACAGGAGUUUCAUCUGGAUAUACAAAAUGGAGUGAGAAUCGACGGUGUACUGCGGGACUGUGCACCACAGAAACACGAGUACCAGGACUUCAAGAACGGGAGGUGGUCUCUCAAAACAGAAAUUAAAGAGCCAUACGAAGAGGGAUGCUUCAGCAACGACGAUAAAGGAGAGAGAGCAACAACUAGCAGAUAUUGCUACUGCAGGAAGAAUCUGUGCAACUCCACGCCCAGCACGAACCACGAGGGCUACACAGACAUAAUGGGUGUCAUAAUGGUGUUCAAUCUAAUGAAAUAUAUUAAUAGUCUUAGG